AUGGCUGAUAUAUUGGCCUAUUUGGAUACAUUAAACUAUAAACAAUUUGUUAUAGGUUUUCAAUGUAUUGUCUAUGUAUUUGAACAAUAUCUCAAUCUUCGUCAGCAUCGUCGCUACUUACUGCGGGAUCGUCCAACGGAACUAGCAGAUAUUGUCACAGCAGAAGACUUCAAAAAGGCGCAGGCCUAUAAUUUGGAUAAAUCUCGUUUUGGAUUCAUUGUAGGACUUUACAAGCAGAUUGAAACAGUUUUGAUCAUUUAUUAUGAUGUGCUUCCUACUCUCUGGAAUAUAUCAGGUUUUGCCAUGUACAAGGUGUCAGGUUAUGGUCCUGAGCAUGAGAUUAUUCAAUCUCUCGUUUUCCUUACCCUCUUCAAUAUCAUUUCGACUAUUACCAACUUGCCAUUCAGUCUUUACUCGACUUUUGUUAUUGAAGAGCGUCAUGGUUUCAAUAAGCAAACGAUUGGCUUGUACUUUACCGAUUUGAUAAAGCAACAAAUUCUCAUGGCAGUUUUGAUGUAUCCAUUCAUGUCUCUCUUUAUAUGGAUCAUCAAGUCUACUGGUGAUAAAUUCUAUUUCUAUGUUUGGUUAAUUGCCGUUGUUUUCCAACUCUUUAUCAUUACCAUCUAUCCUACGUUUAUUCAACCCUUGUUCAACAAAUUGACACCUCUCGAAGAAGGGGAUUUAAAGAGCCGUAUUGAAGCGUUGGCGGACCGUAUCCAAUUCCCUCUCAAGAAAUUAUAUGUGAUUGACGGAUCCAAGCGCUCAUCUCACUCUAACGCUUAUUUCUACGGUUUUGGCAAAAACAAGCAUAUCGUUCUUUUCGAUACGCUCCUCGAACACUGCAACACGGAUGAAAUUUGCGCCGUGUUGGCUCAUGAGUUGGGUCACUGGCAAAUGGGCCACACGAUGAAGCUUUUGGUGGUCAAUCAAGUCUAUUUGUUGACCAUCUUUUGGCUGUUUUCCUACUUUAUCCACAAUCCCAAGCUGUAUCAAGACUUUGGUUUCGAGCAAACGAUGCCUAUCUUGAUUGGUUUCAUGUUGUUUUCGUUCAUUUAUGCUCCUGUGGAGAGUGUGAUUGGAUUCUUGCAACAUGUCUACCAACGCAAGAACGAAUACGAGGCGGACGCGUAUGCUUUGAAGUUGGGUUAUGCUUCUACUUUACGUAGCUCUCUGAUCAAAUUGAGCGUGAAGAAUUUGGGUGGUUUCAAUAUUGAUCCUUGGUACUCGGCUUGGAACCAUUCUCAUCCUAGUCUGGUGGAAAGAUUAAAGGCAUUGAACGUCAAGCCUACAUCCGAUCAGCCGAUCGUAGCAGAGGAGAAGAAGAACGCAUCCGAGGACAAAAAGGAUUUGUAA
Messenger RNA from Mycotypha africana, 1353 nucleotides. RefSeq names its product peptidase family M48-domain-containing protein. The record is from RefSeq and is a predicted model, not a curated record. NCBI's taxonomy places the organism in Eukaryota, Fungi, Mucoromycota, Mucoromycetes, Mucorales, Mycotyphaceae. Gene Ontology annotation, cellular component: endoplasmic reticulum membrane. Gene Ontology annotation, molecular function: metalloendopeptidase activity. Bases 1 to 1353 code for a protein of 450 amino acids. The transcript has 4 exons. Gene Ontology annotation, biological process: CAAX-box protein processing.